AUGGCGCUGGUUUGGAUCACGUUACAGCUGAUAUUGCUCUGGACCGUAGUGGAGGCAAGUGCGAUAUUAUUCAUUGAUUGGCAUCCUUCUCAGAUCAAUGGAUUGGCCAAGUUCACAAAUGUGCAGUGCUCUAGCUUGGAUACCAACAUCAGCGUAUUCACAUCUUGUCGCCUAUAUGCGGUUAAGCGAGACGUCGUCGAGAUGAGUUUGCGGAUAAAGAUCUUGCAGUUUCCCAAAAGGCCAGUUGCGAUGCGAAUUCAGCUGCUGAAGCGUGCUAGCGGCUAUAAGCCCUUUCUCUAUGACGUCAAGCAUUGCAAUAUGUGCGAGUAUCUGGAGAAACGGAAUCAUCCGUUUGUGAACAUUGUCUUCAAUAGUUUCGCCAAUCAUACAAAUGUGAACAAGUGUCCCUUGCCCUCUGAGCUCAGUGUGGAGCAUUUUCGAUUUCCGGUCAAGUCGCUCGAUUUUCUACCUCUGCCUGGCGGCGACUAUGCUAUCUAUUCCACAUUCAGCCUGGAUCGUCGAGAUCGCGUCUCGCUCAAAGUGUUCUUCACGCUGACCGAAUAAUAAAUAUGAGA
Messenger RNA from Drosophila arizonae, 575 nucleotides. RefSeq lists its product as uncharacterized. The record is from RefSeq and is a predicted model, not a curated record. NCBI's taxonomy places the organism in Eukaryota, Metazoa, Arthropoda, Insecta, Diptera, Drosophilidae.